UUUCCGCAGGUUUGCAGACAAGUCCAGUUUGACGAAACACGUAAGAAGAAUUCAUUCGGGACAAGGUAAACCGACGAUACUCGUCUGAUUGCGAGUUUAGGGUUUCAGAUUUCAAGAUGCUGAUGAGAAAAUGUUUUCUUCCUCAUUCCACAGUGGUCCCAAUUCUUAUUUUAUUUAAUGUAUUAACGUUACUGUUAAUUGAUAUAAUAAUGAAUUAUCAUUUCUAUGGAGCGUUUUUGUUUUCUAAACGGAAUUUUAACGUGUACAAACUGAAAACGACAAAGCUGAAAUUGUGUGCACAGCCUAAAAUUGAAGUUCGUAGCUUAAACCAACCCAGAGACGUCAGGGUAAGUACGACGAGUAUCGAGUACCGUCGUCACCCCAAAACCAUUCUUCUAUGGACAAAAUAUUAUGGAGAGACUUAUUCCCAUGAUUACUACUACUUCGUAGAAGAAGGUAACACCACUUUCAAAAUGUACGGCUGCCCAUAUAGCGAUUGCAUCGUUACGACAAACAGGUCUUUGCUGAAAACUGCCCAUGCAGUUCUCUUCCAUCAGGCGGAUUUCCACCCCCGGGAUAUACCGAAAUCUCGAGAUAUCAAUCAGAAAUGGAUAUUUUAUCUUAUGGAAGCUCCUGGGAGAGAUUCAGUUUUCUGGCACACCAGAAAUAACCUGUUUAACUGGACUAUGAGCUACAGGAGCGAUUCGGACAUUCGAGUGAAGUACGGAGAAGUGUGCCAAUUACCAACAGAAGAAUGGGAAUACGUGGAUAAGGACUACUUGCAGAGUAAGAUCGGCGAAGUUGUGUGGUUCGUAAGCAAUUGCCAUACGUCGAACAAUAGAAUCGAUUACGUUGCAAAGUUGUCGGAACACAUCCAGGUUGAUAUAUACGGAAAUUGUGGCAAGAAGAAGUGCCAACCCAGCCAAUCGCCCGAGUGUUACGAUGAAAUCCUGAAGCAUUACAAAUUUUACUUGUCGUUUGAAAACUCUAAUUGCAAGGAUUACGUCACGGAAAAGUUAUUUAACGUGCUCAAUUACGACGUAAUUCCAGUAGUGAUGGGUUCGGCCGAUUACGAGUCCAUAGCUCCUCCACAUUUCGUAAUAAACGCCGUGGAUUUUCCGGAUCCGGUCAAUUUGGCCGAAUUUCUGAAGACUGUCGGCAGCGACGGAAGAUUGUACAAUUCUUAUUUCGAAUGGAAGGGAAAAUUCAAGAGUUAUUUGUACCCCUGGAUGUGCGAAUUGUGCAAAAAGUUGCAUUUUCAGGGAGGUGAAAGGACGGAAAGAAACUAUAUUUCCAAAUGGUGGCUUGAGGAAGCAGGUUGCAAGAAAUGGAAGCUCAAUAAAUUUCUAUAAAUAUUUGUGGUUCUAUUUUUAAAUAUUAAAUGAGAUAUAUUUGAAAAAAUAAGAAGAUAUUUUGGCAUUCUUGAUUAUUCUUCAGGAUUGUUUUAUUCGUAUUCGGUAACACGACACAUAGAUCUGCCUAGACGGUGCCUACUAUUACAGUUUAAUGGCACAAAUGUGUCGCCAGGUUCCGCAGAACACUGUCUGGCAGCUACCUCAUCUAAAUGGUGAGGCUGCAAAGUCAUGAAAUACAUGCAUAAUAUGAAAAUAGAUGUUAUGUGUUAUAUAGUGUGUAAAUAAAACAGUAACAUAAUAUAACGUCGUACAUGUAUUUUCCAGGACCUGUACAUCCGGUUUAACAACGAUAUGUCCGCUUCGAACAUGUCGAAGUUUCUGUAUACCUAUUUAAAGAGUUGCGGGAUUUAUCUUGUUUUGUGCAAUACACCUAGUGGUAUCACUUCUGGAAAUAUUGAUGUUGAAAACAAGUAAUACAUUGGCACUAAAUGGGGGUGUGGGGAUUGCCAUACGAACAUUACAUAGUGUAUUGGUUUUCAGGAUUUUACUAAUAUACUUAAAGGAAAAUUGUGUCUCCAACUUAAAAAGUCUAUUCAAAAUUUCUUGUUCACUGUUGACGAGAACCUUAUUGUUCUUGACAGAAGAAAUUUCUAAAGCGUUCAGUUUAUCUACAACACUUUGUUGAUUGGUUAGGAUAGCUUCUCCGCUUUUAUUUCAGGCAAUUUGAUUUAGUUUCUUCUCCGAUAGACAAUUACCAAGAAUAUUUACGAUUUUCUCCACACGUCCUAUAAUGUACUCAGAGUGCCUUUUGAUACCGAGCUUGGCACCAUCAUUCGACUCAAAGAACCCCUUGAUCUCAUCUAGUACCCGAUAAGCGGAAAGCCGAAGUCCUCCUAUAUCAAGGUGUUCAGAAUCCAUCGCGACAGUUAGAAAGUGGAGAAAGUUGCAGGAUUGAGGAAAAGAAAUAAAUUUUUUGGUACGCUUUGCUAGUUUUUUGCCCUCUGGGCGCUUUUCUUUUCCAUGCCCAUCAUGGGUUCGGCCACAUCCACAAUGGAGACGGCCUGGCAGUGAAACAAUGAGCCCAACGUUUCUGAUGAAGACCUUCCUUAAUUAAAAAUACU
Centruroides sculpturatus (bark scorpion) is the source of this 2476-nucleotide messenger RNA. Its product is annotated as glycoprotein 3-alpha-L-fucosyltransferase A-like. The transcript is spliced from 2 exons. The record is from RefSeq and is a predicted model, not a curated record. Bases 117 to 1352 code for a protein of 411 amino acids. Gene Ontology annotation, cellular component: membrane. NCBI's taxonomy places the organism in Eukaryota, Metazoa, Arthropoda, Arachnida, Scorpiones, Buthidae. Gene Ontology annotation, molecular function: alpha-(1->3)-fucosyltransferase activity.